AUGCUUAUUGCUGAUAGUGAUGGUGUAAUUGAUUAUGUUGAACGUUAUAUUAAUGUUCAUCAACAAAAACAAAAAACAAUUGUUCGUACAAUUGUUGGUAGUUCAUUUUCUGGUGAUCUACGUUCAGAAAAUACGUAUGCUGAAGAUUAUAAUUAUCGAGUUUUAAUGGAUAUUAUUCUUUAUGCUGAAACAAAUAUAACUUUAAUUAUGCGUCAAAUGGGUCAUCUCUAUGAUAAUCUUUAUGAUUUAUUUAAUCAAAAUUUUGCUAUAUCAGCAAGAAAAAAAUAUUGUCGUAUUGCAUUAGGUGCACUUUAUCAUCCACGUUGUCUUGCACAUGAUGAUUUUUAUUGUGUAGUUUUUAUACAUAAACGUGAUUUAGAUCAAUGUGAUCCACCAUUUCUUAAUCGUUUUGAAAAACAUAUUAUCGAUAUUCAAGCAUUAAGGGUGGCACCUCAGGCUAUCAUACCUUGGGCUCAGCUCAAAAUCGAAUUUUGGGUCAAAAAAGAGGGGGGGGUACCCUUAACACCAAAAGGUCUUCAUCUUCGUUCGAUUAUCAUUGAACAUUUGAUGAUAUUAAUUCAAAAACUUCCAUCAUCUGAUAAAACACGUUUUGUUGAUUGGAGAUUUGAUAUUUUAACAAAUGCUAUAACCAUCGCAAGUUCACGUUCCUUUUACGAUGCUUUUCAAGUCACUAUUUCAAUGUUUUAUGAAGCCUAUCUUUCACUUCUUUUGGCACAUCUUGAAAAAUAUCAAUUUUUCGAUGCCUAUAUCUUUCUUGCAAAUAAUCAAGAUGAUAAUAUACAAAAUAAUUUAUCCAAAUUAUGGAUAGAUUCAUUGAAAACAUCAUUAGAAACUAUUAAUGUAACACUAAUGAAUCUUGAUGUUAUUGAUAUUUCAUUUAUCUUUGGUCUUCAAUUACCUUAUGAAUAUGAUUCUCGUCUUGAUCAAAUGCAUACAUCAAAUAUUUAUAACGAUAAAUUUCUACAAAUUAUUUUCAAUGAUCAAAUAUGGUUUCAAUUAUAUUUUCAUGAUCAAAUUGCAAUGCAUUUAGCUGAAGUUAAAAUUCAACUUUCAACUGAUUUUGUUUUUGAUUUAUUAACAAAUAAUCCAACACGAAUAAUUAAACAAUAUAAACGAUUAUUUCUUGUUGAACAUAUUGAACUAACAGAAAUUCUUCGUUUAUUUGAAACUAGUUUACAAUUAAUUAAUGAAGAACAAAUUCGCAAUAUAAUUAAAAAACAAUGGGUGGAAAUUCCACCUAGUAUGAUACAAUCUUCCGAAUUCUAUACACUUGUCUUAGUCAAUAGUGAACAAUUCUAUCUAUUACCACCGAAAACUACAACACUUAAAAAACAACCAAUAUUCGAAUGUAAAGGUGAUCCUAUGAUUGAAACAAGUCUUAUGAAUUUAAUCGAACUCAUUCUUUCACCAUCUGUUAUUCAACAAGUAAAAAAUAUUCAACAAGUAACAACAACUUAUAGUUUAAUUGCACAAGGUAUUCGUGAUCUAGAUUCAUAUAUGGUUAAUAAUCUAGAGAAACUUCGUUCAUUUCUUAGUUUUGUUCGUUGUCUCACUACAUUACUUCCUCAUAGAGCUCUUGAAGUUCUCAAAGAUGUUUCUAAAAGUGGUUUCGAUGCCAAAUUUCAUUUAUGUUCAAGUAUCCAUUAUUUUAUUACACAAUUACAAGAACGUAUCAAAUCAGAACAAUCAACUGUCGAUGAAAAUAUUAUUCAUCGAGCAUUAGUUAAACUUGAACUUGACUUUUUAAAAGAUUGGUUAGCUGAUAAUGAAGAUUCCUAUGGUGAAAUUUUAACACUUAUGAAUGAUGAAAAUAAUGAUCUUUGGUUUUAUUCAGCAAAAAUUUUUACAAUUAUUGAUAAUAAACUCGAGUUAACAUCAACAUUAAAAAAAAAUCAUGGUAAUCUAUCAUCCAAUGAUGAAUAUCAACAUUUGAAUCAAUCUCUUGAAAUAUCAAAUACAUCUACACGUAAAAUUCAACGAUUAAUGGUCAAUCGUCUUCAUAUGCAUUUGAUGUUAAGUGUUCAAGGAGAUAAAAUCGAUCAACAACUUACUAAUGAAUAUCCACAUUUUGUUGAAAAUGUUCAUACAAUUCAAAGUAAUAAAAAAUUAGAUGUUGGUCAAAUGAUUUCAUUAGUUGCAUGGUUAAAAUAUUAUGCACAAAUGUAUGCAUUUGCUUUAAAUAAUGAUAGUCGAGAAGAUAUCUUAUCUGAUCUUAAUAAAUUUCUAACUAAUACAGAUACACCAUUUUGUUCAACACUUAAACUUUUUAUUGUCAAACAAAUUCUACAAAUAUGCAAACUUAAACUUGAAGAUUUACGUGACAUUUAUGUAAAUCGUAAUCUUCUUUGGAUAAAACCAUUUUUUCAACGUUCACGUGAUCAACAAACAACAAAUGUGCGUCAAACUAUUAUUCCUCCUAUGCCUCUUUUUCAAUGUCGACCACAAUUCUUACGAAUUCGACAAGUAUUCAAUAAUACAGAUAGAAAUAAUCAAUUACGAAAAAUAAUUCAAGAAUGUAAUCAUACACAAGAAUUAUCCUAUGCAUUUCUAUGUUGGUUUAUUGAAUAUUAUUCUCGUUUUACUCAACCAAAUACAGAAAUAGAUGCUGACUUUAUUCGAAUUAUUCAACAUGAUUUUGGUCAAGAUUUAAUUAAAUCAUUUACAUCAUUCGGUCAUCGAUUUCUUAUUGAUCUAUGUUCGAAUUUUUCAGAAAAAUCUUAUUUUCGACUUCAUUCGACAAUGUUACCUGAUGAUAUUCAUAAACGUUUACUUGCUUUAAAUAUUGUUGCUGUCUUUAUUUCGUUUAAAGCACAAUCAGAAAUUACACUUCUUGGUAAUAUUCUUUUCGAUAAUCAACGACAAAUGCCAAAUAGUUACGUUCAACAUCUCUCGACAAUCUGCUUGCCAGGUUUGACGAUCAGCAAUAUCAUUAUCAGUCAAAUGAUAUAUGUUCGCACUCGAGUUCAAGAACGUCUCGAUCAACGUAUAUAUGAAAAGUUUAAAGUCGAUUAUGGAAAAUUCAUUUACCAAUGCUCAAAAGAAUGUCCAUGGAUGUUCUAUUUUGAAGACUGUGGUGCUCCAACAACUAAAAGCAUAUGCUCUUUAUGUCAGAAAGAAAUUGGUGCUAAGGGAUAUAAUGAUCUUAUUGUACGUGAUCCUCCUCAACUUCGAAUACCGAAUCCUGAUGCUUUUCAAAAAAUUGAUAAAUAUAUUAAUCAAGAAAAUCAAACAAUUCGUUUCGGAUAUCAUGAUGUCAAGAAUAUAAAUGAGAGUAGUUUAGGUGACAAACCUGAUCAUUUAAAUCGACCAGUUUCAUUUCGCUUUAUUCAUUUUCUUACUCAUGGUCUUCUUCAAUUUUUGCAUGAUCGAAAUUAUUUAACUGAUGAUGAUUUGAAGAUACGUCUCAAAAUACCAACAAAUACACAUUUUCGUGAUCAUUUCGAAAAUGAUUAUGAUCUUCUCUGUCAAACAUCAAUUGAUCCUCAACAAUGUUAUAUAUGGCUUUAUAAACUUCUCAAUCAUCUUGUUGAUGAUGAAUUUACUAAAAAAACAGUCGACAAUGAAAUAACUGAAUAUAAAAAAGCUCAUGCUGAAUUCAUACAAAAACAACAAUCAUUAGAAAGUUUUAUUGAUGAACUUUUCGAAAAUGAAGAACAUUAUCCACUAUUGAAUUUUUUUAAUAUUACUACGUUUCAUACAUCGAAUCCGUUAGAUGAAUUUAUUUUGAAAAUACAAAAUUUACCUUUUGCCGAAAAGACUUAUCCUGUUAGUACAUAUCUUCUAAAACGUUUAGAUGAUUAUACAAAUAUUCAACAUUUGUAUCCCAUUAUUACCUUCAGUAAUUAUUUAAUUGAAAAAUUAAAUCAUCGAAUUAAACGAAUCGAUGCUGUACAAACAAAAAUGAUUUACUAUUUGACACAAGAUGCUGAUCAAGAUAUAACUAAAAAAUUGUUUGAAGAUUUUCUCGAUGCUUGGUAUGCAUUAACUUUGAAAGAAGUUCGUUACGGAUGUCAAACACCAAAAUUUGAACAUGUUGUUUCCAAAGAGAAAUUUGCCGAGAAUACAAGUAUUGCAAUGUUAUUAUUGACUUCAUCAAGAGAUGAUCGUAUUCUUCUACCAGCAUGUUUAAAAACAAUAGCUGAAUUACAAAAUGAAAUUGUCAAUUAUUUUCGUAAUACAAUUGAAACCACUAUUGAAACAACAACAACAAAAACUAAACAAAAAAGUGUCCCAUUACAAUCAAUUCGACCCUGUUAG
Molecule: messenger RNA, 4278 nt
Organism: Rotaria sp. Silwood1
Lineage: Eukaryota; Metazoa; Rotifera; Eurotatoria; Philodinida; Philodinidae
Source: the annotation of a GenBank genome assembly